AAGAAAUCGCAGAUCCGAGUUGCCUGCGAGGCAUCUGAGGGCCAGGAGGUGUGGCUGGGUGGUUGGGGCUCCAGGGACAGAGCUUUCCGGUGGGGCUGUGGAGGCAGCAGGCUCAGCGGCCCAGUGAGGAGGAAGCUGCGUGCAGACGCCUCCGAGCAGGCCCUGCGGAAGCCACAGGCCUGGAGGAAGUGAGCAGCGUGGCCCCUCCAGCCCCCCACAGCUAGGAACUUAACUUUUAUUUGGAAGCCAGUGAUCACGAGCUACAGCUUCAUUCCCUGGUGUGAAGGAGGCAGCCAGGGCCAGCAAGGGAGAAAUGGAGUCAGAGUCCUUAUACAACCUGCUGCAGCUCCCUAAGGUGACGGGCCCGCCGACGGAGGAGGAACUCCCACAAGGAGAAAAAAAGAAAUACCUGCCCCCCACUUCCCGGCAGGAUCCCAAAUUUGAAGAACUGCAAAAGGUGCUAAUGGAGUGGAUCAAUGCCAAGCUCCUCCCUGAGCACAUUGUGGUCCGCAGCCUGGAGGAGGACAUAUUUGAUGGGCUCAUCCUGCACCACCUUUUCCAGAUUCUGACCGGGCUCAAGCUGGAAGUGGAGGAGAUGGCUCUCACUGCCCCGAGCCAAAGGCGCAAGCUCGAGGUGGUCCUGGAGGCCAUCGACCACAGUCUGCAGGUGGAGGAGCAGCAGCUCAAGUGGAGCGUGGGAACCAUCUUCAGCAAGGACCUGCUGGCCACCUUGCAUCUGCUCGUGGCCCUGGCCAACCACUUCCAGCCCGAUCUGCCCCUUCCGACCAACGUCCAGGUGGAGGUGAUCACCAUGGAGAGCACCAAAAAUGGUCUGAAGUCAGAGAAAUCAGUGGAACAACUCACUCAGUGCAGCACAGACAAGGACCAACCUGCAAAGGACAUCUUUGAUGAAUUAUUUAGGCUGGCUCCGGAGAAAGUGAACACGGUGAAAGAGGCCAUUGUGAACUUCGUCAACCAGAAUCUGGACCGCCUGGGCCUGUCUGUGCAGAACCUGGACACCCAGUUUGCAGACGGGGUCUUCUUACUCUUGCUGAUUGGACAACUGGAAGGCUUCUUCCUGCACUUGAAGGAAUUCUACCUCACUCCCACCUCUCCUGCGGAAAUGCUGCACAACGUCACCCGUGCCCUGGAGCUGCUGAAGGACGAAGGUCUGCUCGACUACCCCAUCAACCCCGAAGACAUUGUGAACAAGGACGCCAAGAGCACGCUGCGCGUCCUCUACAGCUUGUUUCGAAAGCACAAGCUGCAAGAAAGCACAGAUAGCAUGCCCCGUGGAUCCCCCAAUUAGCAGUCACUGCCCCAGAAGCUGCUUCCCGGAGCCUGCCUGCCUGCAGCAGCCGCGGGAAGACCCAAGGGCCCCAGAGGGACCUGCCCCACCGCACAGCCCGUGCCCCCCGUUUCCUGUGUGUCUGCGGUGUGCCGGCCCUGCCCCCACCCCCAUUCCCGUGUCCAAGUAUCUUUGAAUUCAGCAGGCAUGCAUGGA
Mirounga angustirostris (Northern elephant seal) is the source of this 1504-nucleotide messenger RNA. RefSeq names its product parvin gamma (gene PARVG). The transcript is spliced from 13 exons. Gene Ontology annotation, cellular component: actin cytoskeleton; cytoplasm; focal adhesion. Gene Ontology annotation, biological process: actin cytoskeleton organization; establishment or maintenance of cell polarity; cell projection assembly. The coding region runs from base 314 to 1309 and encodes 331 amino acids. The record is from RefSeq and is a predicted model, not a curated record. NCBI's taxonomy places the organism in Eukaryota, Metazoa, Chordata, Mammalia, Carnivora, Phocidae. Gene Ontology annotation, molecular function: actin binding.